AUGGAGCCCCAUACUAUCAUCCCCGACAACUUCAAGAAUAUUGCCGAAGUCGACGAUGCCGUCGAGGAGGUCCUCCGUCGUGGUAUCAGUGCCGAGAUAGUCUCGGAUCUCACAGGCUUCGAGAUACCGUUCCUCGAUAGGUCCUACGACCUACGCCGGCUCCUCGCUCUGAAGCAUGUCGCCCAUCGAAACUCCAACGUGUCGCGAGAGAAGAAAGAGCAGUACGAGCGCAACCGCGCGGCGGUACAGUCCGACGAGAACUCGACGCUGCACCUCGAAGGCUUCAAGCACGCAUUCUCGCAGAUCAACGCUGGGAGCGGCAACGCCUUUGGCGAGGACAAGGUCCACAGUUUCUUGGACCUGGGAUGUGCUCCCGGCGGAUUCUCGACGUGGGUCUUGGAGAACAACAGGAGUGCUAGUGGAGUAGGAAUCACUUUGUCCCCGGAAGCCAGAGGCCUCCGGCUACAACUUGACUCUAGAUUCCACGCGCAGUUCCAAUGCAGUUUCGAUGACGUGUGCCGAAUUGCAGCUGGCGAUAUAGACAUUGCAUCUGUUCCUGCUGCAGGUUUCGACCUCGUCAUCGCGCAAGCCACCAUCAUGUUCAAAGAUGAUGUCCGCUGGAACGAGUCCAUUGGGCUGGUGUAUGCCCAACUUCUGGUUGCCUUCCAGCACCUCGCGCAGGGCGGCUCUCUCAUCACCAGUCUCAGGUCGCGUCCAUUGAAUUGGAUCGUUGACGUCUUUCGGGCUCUUGAUAUAACUUUCGAGUCUGUCCAUGCUGUAAACACCCAAUACCAGGGCAGAAGACCUUUCGUGUAUGUUGUGUGCAGAGGAUUUCGUGCAGAUCCAGACGAGAAGAACAACUACAUCCACCGUCUCCGUGCUUGCAUUGAAUAUCUGGAUAAUUCUGAAGGGCCCGUCGAAUCCUCCAGCGGCGGGGCGGCGAAUAUCCCUCGUCUCUGUGGCACGCAAGAUGAACCCAUUCCAGACGCAACAUACCAGGACGUAUUGGAUCUAUUCGAGGUUGUAUGGCAGAAAAAGUACUGCGCCAUUCGUUGGCAUUACCAGAGGGUCCUCGAGAACCGCAGGAGAGGCAACGAGCAUGAGCUCUACUGA
Molecule: messenger RNA, 1113 nt
Organism: Rhodofomes roseus
Lineage: Eukaryota; Fungi; Basidiomycota; Agaricomycetes; Polyporales; Fomitopsidaceae
Exons: 4
Coding region: 1-1113 (370 amino acids)
Biological process (GO): methylation
Molecular function (GO): methyltransferase activity
Source: RefSeq, a predicted model, not a curated record